This is a messenger RNA of Amphimedon queenslandica, 2853 nucleotides long. RefSeq names its product transforming growth factor-beta receptor-associated protein 1-like. Gene Ontology annotation, biological process: autophagy; vesicle-mediated transport; intracellular protein transport. The transcript is spliced from 29 exons. Lineage: Eukaryota; Metazoa; Porifera; Demospongiae; Haplosclerida; Niphatidae. The record is from RefSeq and is a predicted model, not a curated record. The coding region runs from base 89 to 2722 and encodes 877 amino acids. Gene Ontology annotation, cellular component: cytoplasm; membrane.
CGUGGUCAAUUUUUAACUCCUCUCUCCGAAUUUCUCUCCUCUAGCCCUCCCGAGCCCUUUCUCCUCUUCUCCUUCAGUUUUGAAAUAUAUGAGCAUGUCAAGGGGUAGCAGUAAUUCUCUUGUUUCUGCCUUUAGUCUUAUACCUGUGAAAGAAAACAUCAUUGAUCAUGCCACAAGAGAUAAACAGGUUGAAUGUGUCUGUGUGUGGCAAGAGAGCCUGUAUAUUGGAACGACUGAUGGGUUAGUGAUGUAUAUUGGUCUAGUGGAGACACUGUCACCACUUGGCAAGAAAAUAUAUCAGUCAAAAGUGAAAGGAAAGAAGCAGCUUGACCCAGAUAGAAAAAAGACAGUCCAGCAGUUGACAGUCAUUCCUAAUGCUAACAGAUUACUGGCCCUAUUAGAUGGUACGUUCUAUUUACUUGACAUGAGGAGAUUAGAAGUCAUUGAUGCCAGAGACAGACUAACAAAAGUCUCAUGCUAUUGUGUGGAUGAUGCUAAAUUGAGUCAAAUGUCAACUGAAUGCAACUUGGUUGUAGCUCAGCAGAAAAAGAAAAGCCUUUUACUGUACACGAUUACAUCUGGAGAUAGGUUUGUUGCUGGGACCACCAUAGAUCUAUCCGAUCAACCUGUUGCCUUGGCUCGUGAUGGAGACUAUCUGUGUGUAGCUGUCAAUAGCAGUCAGCACUUUGACGCUGGAAGAUAUUUACUGAUCAAUUUGAAUAAUACAUCAACAAUUGUAGAUUUACCAACGUUUGGCAUGGACACCAGCCCUAUUGUUAAGAAGAUGGCUAAAGAUGAGUUUUUAAUUAAUACAGGAGAUAUUGGAGUCAUUGUGUCUAUUGAAGGAAUAUCCAAUAGGCCUCCGCUUGAGUGGCGUUCACGUACCCCAGUAGCAGCUGCUUACGCAUUCCCUUAUGUAGUGACCUGGUGCAAGGAAACUCACGGGCUCCAUGUGUAUAGUUUAAUAGAUCAGCAAUGUAAACAAGACAUACAGCAAAUGAAUAUUAAAAGCAUUGCUCAGUUUUAUGGUAAAAUAUACAUUGUUACAACUACUGGAGUGUAUCUACUAGCACCAGUACCUCUAAAGGACCAGGUUGAAGAUCUUUUGAAGAAAGGUUGUGUUGAAGAAGCUAUACUGCUUGCUGAGACUAUUGCAGCUGUUGAAGAGAGUAAAAAUCCCACCAAAGCUGAUGAAUACGUAUCUGAUGUCAAGCAACAAGCUGCUUUCAUUUAUUUUAGCCAGGGACAGUUUUCAAAAACAAAGACAUUGCUUUUAGAGGGAAACAUUGAUCCAAGAGAGACUAUUUGCAAGUUUGAGGGUUUAUUACCAAAAAGUUCAACUUAUACUCCAGCUAUUGAAAUACCAUCUGCUCAAGAGCUAGCUGAUUCAAAAAUUAUAAGCCUGAAGGAAGCCAAGAAGUUUUUAAUAUCAUAUUUGAAAGAGAUAAGAGUCACAGCAGUUGCCGUUGGGAGAAAAGAAGAAGUAGAUACAGUGCUGGUGAAGCUAUUGGCUGAGGAGAAUUCAUCGUCACUUCCACGAUACAUGGAGAACUAUGAUCUUUUCAUAGAGUUUGAGGAAGCCAGAGAAGCCUUUGAGAAAUACCAGUGCUACUAUGCAUUAGGGCUGUGCCAUUUCUUUAAUGGCAACAGUGAUGCUGCACUGAACAUUUGGACUAGAAUAGUUGAUAAGAAACUAUUGGACAGUACCUUCCCUGGCAUUGACUAUGUGGUCAAGUUCUUAACACAACACGCUAGUAAUGAUAUGGUGUUGAAAUAUGCCAAGUGGGUGCUAGACAGAGACGAGCUGAAAGGUGCCAGCAUAUUCAUAGAGAGAGGGAAACUGACUGAGGGCAAAGUGGAACUGGAAGAAAGUGUCAUCAUGGAGAAGCUCUCGCCUUAUGUACUGGCAUCAGUGACUUAUCUGGAGUUUGUCAUUAAUGAGAAAAAUUCAACGCUAGAGACAUUCCAUACUCGUCUUGCUAUGCUUUAUCUUGAUAGAGUCUUUGAGUUGAAAAAAGGGACAAACAGCUCCAAGUUGAACAAAGAGAGGAAAAAGCUACAGACAUUUUUAGAGGACUCUUCUCAUUAUCGUGCAUCAGUUUUACUGAACAGAGUUCAAGACACUGACCUCUACUCUGAGUGUGCCAUUCUCUACGGAAGAAUGGAUGAGCAUGAUAAAGCUCUCAACCUCUUAGCUUACAAGCUACAAGAUUAUGACGGAGCUGAGAGAUACUGCUCCAUCUAUUCAAAGGGAUGCAACAGGCAAACACGUCAGAGAAUAUAUCAAGCGCUACUUACUGCAUAUCUUAGACCAAAUGACAGCUCCAAAAGCCCUGUUAUCAAGCAAGCACUAAAACUACUUAACACUCAUGGAGGAGAGUUUGAUGCUGCUAAGGUCCUAGAGCUGUUGCCAUCACAGUGGGAGAUCAGUACUGUUGAGGAUUUCUUAGUCCGGAGUAUACGAAGCACUACCAAUGCAUCACGCUCUUGCAAAAUUGAGCAGAAUUUGGCAAAGGCAGAAAAUUUAGAAACAAGGUACGAGUUAAUAAAGAUUCAAGACGGCCCGGUUAAAAUCACAGAGAGAAGAGUAUGUCCUGUUUGUCAGUCUCCAUUCAUUGAGCCGUCGGCUUUUGUGAGGUAUCCGAAUGGAAUCGUCACACACAUUAAGUGCGGCCGUAACAAGAACAUAUGUCCCAUCACUGGUACCUGGUUUUCAGAAUAGCGCUAUUAUUGUUGUUGUUGUUGUUGUUGUCUCUUUUUAUAUUGUUAUAAUUAUACUUAUAAUGAAUUGAUGCUUUUAUGUCAUAGAGUUUGGUAAAGGAGAAAGAAAAUUUCCUUAAUAAUUAUUAUUAA